AUACCCUAAAACAACCUUGAUUGUGUCCAUCUAACGGCUACACUCUUUCCCGCCAUCUCAAUGUCCAAAAAGCUAACUGAAACCCUCAUCCACAACUACCUUCAUUCCCUCCAGCACCAUGCAACCACCACCUCACUGUCCCUCCCUUCCCUUCUUAAGUCCCUCUCCUCCUCCCCUUCUUCCCUUCCCCUUGUCCUCCAGCUCCACUCCUCCAUCCUCAAAUCCGGCCUCUCCUCUGACCCCAUCACCAUGAACUCUCUCCUCUCCACCUACUCUAGGUUUUCUUGUUUUCAAUCUGCACGACAGGUAUUCGACACAAUGCCUCUGAGAGAUGUAGUCUCUUGGAACUCCAUGAUUAAUUGUUAUGCCACCAAUUUGUGUUUAUCUGAAUCUGUGGAUUUGUUUAGGAAGAUGCAGUUUUCGGGUUAUGUCACUAAGCCUGAGUUGGUUGCGUCGGUGCUCUCUGUUUGUGCUCGGUUUAAGGACUUGAGGUAUGGGAGAGAGAUUCAUGGUCAUGCUAUUCGUAAUGCAGGUUUCGAAUCGGGUGUUCUCUUGCUGACGGCUUUAGUUGAUAUGUAUUCAAAAUGUGGCGAUCUUGAUUCGGCCUUGAGUGUGUUUGGAUUGAUGUCGGAGAGAAAUGAGGUUUCUUGGACUGCAAUGAUCACGGGUUGUGUUGUGGGUGGAGAUCAUAGCUUGUCAUUUGAGUUAUUCAGAGGGAUGGUUGGAGAAGGAGUGAAGCCGAAUCGGGUAACAUUAAUUUCAGUUUUGCGGGCUUGUGGUGAAUUUGGGGCUUUGCGAUGUGGGAAAGAAGUUCAUGGUUAUGUUCUUCGGCAUGAUUUUGAUUUGGAACCUCGAGUUAUUGCAGCACUCAUAGACAUGUAUUGUAAAUUUAAGCAAGCAUUUCACCUUGCUCUGUUUGUCUUUGAACAAGAUCAAUUUAAGGAUGUUGUCACAUGGAGCUUGAUGAUGAUGAAUUCCACCAGGCAUGGAGACAAUUUCAGAACCAUGGAGCUUUUCAACAGGAUGAAGAUAGAUGGUGUCAAGCCAAAUUCUGUAACUAUGCUGGCUAUUCUUUUGGCCUGUGCUGGGUUACCAUCAAUGGAUCAUGGGCGAGGAGUACACUGCUCUAUUCUAAAGUCUGGCCUUCUUUCAGAUGUUUUCAUCGGGAAUUCUCUUAUAGAUAUGUAUGCCAAAUGUGGAUGCUUAGCCUCGGCUGUUCAAACCUUUUAUGAGAUGCCUAUAAAGGACUCAGUGUCCUACACCUGUAUGAUCUCAGGCUAUGGCAUUCAUGGCCAUGGCUACGAGGCCUUGAGAUUGUUUUAUGAGAUGGAGAAAGGAGGGAUAAGGCAAGACAGUAUUACAUUUCUCACAAUUUUAUCAGCGUGCAAUCGAUCUGGCCUCAUCGACAAGGCAGAUGAAAUCUUCUGCAAGAUGAAAGAGCUCAAUGGUGAUACCAGUCCAUUACCGGAACAUUAUGCAUGCUAUGUUGAUCUUCUUGGGAGGUCUGGCAUGGUAGAAGAUGCAUAUAAUGUUAUCAGGACUAUGAGUAGUAGACCAAGCCCCAAGCUUUUGAGCUCACUGGUUCUCGCCUGUAGGAUUAGUGGCAAGUUUGAGUUGGCCGAGAGCUUGGCUCUUCAGCUUUUAGUUUUAGAGCCAGAGAAUGCUGCAAACUACAUGCUGUUAUCUAUGAUACAUGCAGAGACUGGUAAUUGGAUUGGAAAAGAGAGAGUACUGGGAAUGAUGAGGGAUAGAGGACUGGUGAAGACCUCAGGAUCAAGUCAAUUAGAGCUUUAAUUAAAGAAGCCUUUUGAUGUUUUUCAGGAAGAAGCAGGAGCAGCCUCUGAGUCAGAGAAGUCCCAAGCAUCAGAAGAUGACGAAGAGAUCGGCCGAGGCACUCCGAGAAGCGACUCC
Molecule: messenger RNA, 1911 nt
Organism: Dioscorea cayenensis subsp. rotundata (Guinea yam)
Lineage: Eukaryota; Viridiplantae; Streptophyta; Magnoliopsida; Dioscoreales; Dioscoreaceae
Product: pentatricopeptide repeat-containing protein At4g31070, mitochondrial
Exons: 2
Coding region: 61-1794 (577 amino acids)
Biological process (GO): RNA modification
Molecular function (GO): protein binding; RNA binding
Source: RefSeq, a predicted model, not a curated record